Messenger RNA from Closterium sp. NIES-67, 4305 nucleotides. NCBI's taxonomy places the organism in Eukaryota, Viridiplantae, Streptophyta, Zygnematophyceae, Desmidiales, Closteriaceae. The record is from the annotation of a GenBank genome assembly.
UUAGAAUAAGACAAGAAAAUGAACAAAGAAGAUCAAAUUUUUGAAAAACUAAACAUUCUUUGGUACAACAUUGAUGAAUCCGGCCGGAUACUACAUUUUGAGACCAAUAGUCCCGGCGUCUAUGUAUAUCGAAAUAUAUUAGAAUUGGACAAAGUCUACAUUGGCUCUACGGCGACUCUGAGUAAAAGAACAAAACGACACCAAUCGGAGGUGGCUCAAGGGAAAGGCUCAUGUCCUCGAUUCUACAAUGCUGUACGUAAACAUGGUUGGUCACAAUUUCAAUUUGGAGUCUUAGAGUAUGUAUCAAACUUAUUUGAGUUAAUUGCGAGAGAACAGUAUUUUUUUGAUUGAAUACUCCCCAUUAUAAUGUCAAUAAACUGGCGGGCUCCAUGCGUGGAUUUAAGCAUUCGGCCGAGUUUUCACAAAAAAUACGAGCGGCUAGACUUGGUAAAAAACAUAGUGUUGACACAAAAGCAAAGAUAAGCCGAUCUCUUCUCAAAAAAGUACGAUGCUUGAGGCGACGUCAGCCGCAGGCCUUUUAGACGAUAACACACUUACCCAAAUGAGUACUGCUAUUGUGACUUCACAAAAAAGCCAAAGCGAAGUUCGCUGUCAAUGCAACACCGGGCUAAAUUAAGCAAAGCUAUGCUGGGCAAGAAUUAGCUGCUGGAAAACGCGCCCACUUUCAGAAGAACAUAAAGCCAAGAUUCGUGAUGCUAUGAUUGGGGGAAAGCGUGGUCCACUUUCGGAAGAACAUAAAGCUAAGAUUCGUGAUGCUUUAAUUGGUAAAAAACACAAGAUCUGAUUUGUUUAAAUUUUUGGCGCCUCAGAGACUUUACGUCAAGCAGGCUUGAGCGCUUCGCGCCAUAUCUCAAGGUUGAAGAGAAAGUCCAAAUGCGAGGUAACGAUCGCCCUACUGUCUCCAACAUGGACUCAGUGAAAUUGAAUUCUCCGUGAAGAUGCGGAGUACCAGCGGCUAGACGGUAAGACCCCGUGCACCUUUACUAUAACUUUGCAGUGAUAGCCUUGAUUGAAUGUGUAGGAUAGGUGGGAGACUUUUGUCGUCCUUGAAAUACCACCCUUUCGUCAGAGGAUAUCUAACUGCCAUUUUUAGGCAGGACACUGCAUGGUGGGUAGUUUGCCUGGGGCGGGCGCCUCCUAAAGAGUAACGGAGGCGUGCGAAGGUAGGCUCAAGCUGGAAAAAUACCAGCUUUGGAAUGCAAUGGUAUAAGCCUGCCUGACUGUGAGACCUACAAGUCGAACAGAGACGAAAGUCGGCCAUAGUGAUCCGGGAGUCCCGUGCGGAAGGGCUCUCGCUCAACGGAUCAAAGGUACGCCGGGGAUGAAACUGUUGUCCCAUUUUUUGGUAACAAAAAAAUAGCGUACCUGUGUUGCUAUCAUUCGCAACAUACUUAAAAUAAUCGGGUGAAUUGCAAAAACAAGACCAUGCAUCACUGCUGCGCACAUGCAAGCAGCGUGCAUUGUCUGGUCUCAAUUUGCAGCGAAGCUUGUUAAAAAGAGAUGGAUGCUUUACAAAAGAAAGCAGGUGUAAACAAGAACGUUCAACGACUAGGGAAUGAGGAAUCUCUUGCCAAUAAGUUCCCCACGAGCGCCCGACUGCUCUAAACAUAAUAUUACUCAACAUGUGUAUAAGCAAAGAUCAAAUUGGUUCUAGUCGAAAAUUUUUACGUCAGUAUAAAGAAAAACUUACUUCUUUAAGUCAGAUAGAGUUUGAAAAUGCUAUAGGCCUUUGUUUAGGUGAUGUUAGUCUUCAAAAGUCUGUAUCCAAUCAUGAAGAAUUUCGUAUCAAAUUUGAAUGGGGAGAUAAGCACAAAGAUUAUGCUUUUCAUGUGUAUAAUAUUUUUCAAAGAUGGUGCUUAUCAGAAACAAAACGAAUUGAGCGACGAAAUGCUAACGGCAAGAUUGUUGUAAGCUGGCGAUUUCAAACAAUAACUCAUAGGGCUUUUCUACCUCUUGCUAAUCUAUUUUUAGACGCAGAGCGUAAUUACCGAAAAAGCAUACGACCGGGUAUUGUGAAAGACCACUUAACAGAUCGUGCUUUUGCUUAUUGGUAUAUGGACGAUGGUAGUAUCGCUUCAAAAAACCGACUUGGUACAGUACUCCAUACACAAGGCUUCGAUCUUUCUGAAGUUCAAAUACUAUGCCAAGAGUUAACCGAGAAAUUUGCUUUGAAGUGUUGGCCUAAGCUAAAUAAGGGAAAGUAUUGUAUAGUAAUUUCUGGACAUAGUUUUGAUAUUAUUAUCUCACUACUGUCCCCUUGGGUGAUCCCGCAAAUGGCUCACAAAUUACCAAGAAGAUCUCAAAGUCGUGAAGCUGAAAGGUCGAUAGAGUAAGGCGCGAACUAGAUGUUACAGUGCUAAUGGAAAGUGAUAUUGUUUAGUUUAGAGUAGAUGACAUAGUCUGAACUGAAUGGUGACAUUCAGAGAGCUUACUUCCUUAAACGCACAACGGUGUUGCGAAGCAUAAACGCGAAGCAACUUAAGAAAGGCAAGCCAUAACAAAAUGAACAGGCUGAUGACUCCCAAGAGCUCAUAUCGACGGAGUCGUUUGGCACCUCGAUGAAAUCAACUUCGCGCUUAUGCGCGGUCUCAAUUGUCGAGGAGAAAACGGGUUAAUUGUCAAGAACGUCUCUUUUUGAACAAAAGAGAUAACUUGCAGCGAAGCUCAUCAAGGCACGAAGUAUGUGUGCAUAACAUGCAUAUGGGAUUUGAUGAGAACGUUCAACGACUAGGAGAUGAGCAUGCCAGCAAUAUAUCUCGGUGAUUUUUCUAGGCUAAGUGCGCAGCACACUCGGUUUUUUAUUCAAAUCGAGUCGCGUUCUUCGAACCUUUCCAUAAAAACGCGCACCUCGCAGGAAAUUACCCCGCCAAUCGGUGGCCACGAGCGCCCGUUUGCUAUUUUAUUUGCAUGAAAUUAAUAUGAAAAAAAUAGUAAAAGACAUAGUCUGAGCUGCCCUGUGAAGGGCAGAUAUAUAAGAUAAAGAGCUUAUAUGAUAACAAUACUGGUCGACUUGAAUAAAAUUGGGUCCAUAAGGUGCGUGAGCCCUUAUGCAAAUUUGGCUUAUAACGGUGAACCCUAAGGUGUAAUACUCAACUACAUUAUGGCAAUACCGUGCGAAGUUUUAAGAAUGAAAUAUGCUAACAACAAAACAAGAGGCUGCGCAGCAGUUGGAAGCUUAUUAGGUGAUACACACAUAGAAUACAAUGGAAAAAUUGUCGUGCACGUUUUUAUCAUAAUAUAGCCCAACUAGAAUAUCUAGAGUGGAAACAUAAGAUGUUAGAACCCUAUUCGGGUACAAUAUCUAAAUAUACUAUUUAUGAUAAACGAACUCAGAAGACUUAUAAAAAAGCACGUUUUUAUACUUACACACUGCCUCUUUUUUCUACUUAUCGAGAACUAUUUUAUCAAAAAGGAAAAAAGAUCGCUCCCACAAAUAGAAAAUCAAUUUUCCAUUCUAGUUUAGCAUUGGCUGUUUGGUAUCUAGAUGACGGCUCUCUGAAAACAGAUUGUCAGGCUUUUAAACUUCAUACAAACAACUUUACAUUAGUUGAAGUUGAGAUGUUAAAAGAUACACUCGAACUAAAUUUUGAUGUAAAAAGCAAACUUCACAAACAAAGAAAGAACUUUCUAUUGGAAGUAAACAUUCAGAAGCAAAGAAAUUUAGUCAGGUUAUUCGACCUCUGGUUGAGUCAGAGAUACCAAGUAUGCUUUAUAAAUUCUUUUAACCGUGUAACGACUGAAGAAAUAAGAAAUCUAAUCAAUAAUGUGGGGGCUUUCAAUAUCAAAGUCUUUUUUAGACUAAAUUACAAAAUGUGAGCGCAAACGAACGUUUGCUGUUUUCGAAAGCCCGUUCUUUAGAUUUCUUAGAGUAUGAGAUGAAAAAAAAUGGCACGAAGAGGUUACUUUAAUAAAAAGCGAAGCGGACUGCAAUUAGAAAAUAACGUAAUAGUAGCGAUACUCUUUUCGCAAAUUUUAGCCUGUCUUUUUCGCUUAAGCGCUUCUUCUAACCACAAAUUUCAUAAUACGCCAAACUCUUGCACUUCGUCUGUGCAAGAUGAUGAUAUAGUCUAUGCCUGCGGAAACGUAGGAUUAACAUGCAUCACAUCCUGGAGCUGAAGAAGGUUCCAAGGGUUCGGUUGUUCGCCGAUGAAAGUGGUAAACUCAUUGCCGUGAUUAAAAGAACAAAAUUUUAGUCUUAUUAUUUAACUAUAUGCGGGAAUACCAAGCAGGUAAAUCCGCAGGGCGCGAAGCGACGCGCCCCAGAGACUUUAAGUUAGAUUCCCA